Messenger RNA from Auanema sp. JU1783, 2112 nucleotides. The record is from the annotation of a GenBank genome assembly. NCBI's taxonomy places the organism in Eukaryota, Metazoa, Nematoda, Chromadorea, Rhabditida, Rhabditidae.
AUGGAGCAAGACGAACUGAUAGAUUCAUCAACACGAACGGAGGCUGCUUUAAUAUUAACUCCUAAGUUUAAUUUUUCUCUUAAUCAUCGUGUUGUCCCGAAUUGCGCUUUGUUAGCAACACUAGAACCUGGAACUGAACCCACUCUUAUUGCUGUUUCAACUUCUAACAAAGUCAUAAUUAAGAGCAAUGAAAGUACACUGAACAUAUUAGACAAGAUAAAAUGCAUAUCUUGUGCUCCUUUUGGAAAAGGCUACGACUACCUGGCGAUCGGAACAGAGUCCCAACUCAUUCUUUUCGACACUUAUAAGAACACAACCAUAUUUCAGAAGGAUAUACCUGAUGGAGUAAACUGCAUAUCAGUUGGUAUUCUGGAAGAUAGAGAGCCGAUGAUUAUUUGUGGAGGCAAUUGUGCCAUAUGGGGCUUUGAUGAAACGGGUGCUGACAAGUAUUGGACAGUAACAGGAGAUUCCGUUACAACAAUGUGUCUCUGUGACUAUGAUGAUGAUGGGAAGUUGGAGUUGAUUGUUGGAUCACCUGAUUAUGAAAUUCGCAUUUUCAAAGACGACUUGAUGCGGUCGGAGAUAAUGGAAACUGAUGCUGUUACCCAUUUGACAGCCAUAUCGAAAAAUCGUUUUGUGUACUCUCUUGCCAACGGUACGUUAGGAAUGUACAGAAAGGAUCAGCGGCUCUGGCGAAUCAAAUCUAAAUAUGUUAUUAAUACCAUACUGAAUUUUCCUAAUCAGGAAGAUCUUUUUACAUGUGUUUGGAGUAAUGGGAAGAUUGAUAUCAGAUAUAUUAAUACAAACGAAACAUUGCAUUUCAAAGUUCCAGAGAAAGCCGUUCAGGUUGCUUCAGCUUUUUCUCAUUUCAACAAGGAGGCAAAUGAUGAGGAGGUUACUGUGAUAUCUGUAGACGGCAAAGUGCUGGGAUAUCAUUUGGAAUCUAAGGCUGAGAAGGUGGACAAAACCCAAGAAGACUUACGUUCGUUCGGUCAGAAAAAACACAAUCUUUUGAUGGAACUUAGCAACUUUGAAGCGGAAGAACAGAUUACGGAAUCAGAGAAAGAGAAGGAUAGAAUACCUGCCAAUACUAACUUAUCUUCGAAUUUUGCAAUUGAUUAUGAGAACAGAAUGUUGCAAGUCUUUCUAAAAACAACAAAUAUGGUUUGUAUAACUGGAGUUGUAGCAUUUGCUGAAGGAAUGUUUGACGGUGAUUCUUAUAUUUGGAUCCCUACCAAGUUUGACGGUAAUGGUGACGAAAUUUAUAUCCCAUUGCUACCCCACACGGACAGUGAAAACGAUAUAAGUCUACGUGUGUUUCUAGGAAGACCAGAUAAACCAAAACUGUUUGUGUUCGAAUGUAUACAACAUGUACCAAGGUUUGCCAGAUUUGCAUUAGUUGAUGAGCAUCCUGAUUAUAAAACCCCCGAUUGUCACGUAGAAUUCAUUUUGAAGACACGAACGCAACGAAUUCAUGAUUGGUUGCAACAAUCUUUUAUUAUAAACGGUGACAAAUUGAAUCCCGAAGCUGUAACUGUCGAUGCGAAGUUUAUUGAAUUAGCUCCAAACAAGAAACAAUGUCUGUUGAUUACAUAUGAAUCUACAGAGGGGAAAAUGACUAUUCACUCAGAGUCUCUCGAAACAGCUUCAAAUUUAAUCCAAUCGUUAGCCAAUUUUGUAAGUAUCGAGAAUUUGGAAUCGACAGCCGUGUUCCCUAGACAAUUCAAAGAGAUAGAGGAAAUCGUGUCUGAGAUAGACACCAUGCAUAACGUCAAAGACCGCUUGGGAGCUGAGUUAACUGAUCGUUUGAAAGUAUUGAAAGAGGUCAUAAUAAGAGCAGAAGACGCUAUUGUUCUUGAGGACUGGGAUCUCACCAAACGAUAUUUCACAAGAUUGAAGAACUUCGAGCGUGAAGCUAGACAAGCCUUUCUAUUGAAAACAUCGAACAAUGAACGAGUACUUGAAUCUUUGCGGAAGUUGAACAAAAUAAUAGAAAAUGCUUCAAAGCUUCGAGUCGGUGAACCCGCCCGAUCAAUCGUAAGCGCUUGCCGUGAAGCUAUUGCCAACGAAAAUAAGGAUAUCAUAGUACGAAUAUUACAGUUUGGAGCAUAA